UUUAAACGGCACACUGGCUCAAACCGGAAGUCUGUGCGGUCUUCAUAUCCCUAGUGUUGUUUGUUUCAGUCCACCUUUUGUUUGUUGUUUAUUUAUCUGUCUCGUUAUCAGCAGCGCGCUGUUUAUUAGUGCAGCGGACGCGACUGGAGCGUCAGUGUGGACAUGAAGAAGAAGCGAGCGGAGAAACGGCGCCAUGUUGUCGCCUGGAUGAACAAAGCGGAGUGGGAGCAGGUGGUGGAUUACCUGCACUCGCACGAGCCCACCUUACAGACGCACGCGCUGCAAAGGGUCAGCGCGUGGAAGGGCAGGUUUGGGCCCAGUACUCCAGUCGCUGUAGAGAGCACAGCCAAUCUGGUUCGCUGUCAGAUUCUGGACCGGAGCGGGAAACUGGAGCGAGAUGACCUGGUGUUGCUGUACGGCAUGGCACUCACCAGGUUUAUUAAUCUCAUUCUGGAGCGAAAGCAAGGCCGAGUGGCCAAACCACUGCGACGCCUCGCCAGCACUAUGAAUAUUCCAGAGUGGAUUGUGAAUCUGAGACAUGAGAUCACACACCGCAGACUUCCCACGCUCAAAUGGUGCCGCAAAGGUUGUGAGUUUGUGUUAAACUGGCUGCAGCAGCAGUUCUGGUCUCGGCAGCUCAGCAGCCUGUCAGACUGGAACUCUUCAUCUGAGGAAGAGGAUAAUGAAGAAGAGAGCAUGAAAUGGCAAGAGGAGGAUUUUAUGAAAAGACAGAAGGAGAUUGAGAGACACAAGAGAGCGAGAGAGCUGAUUAUCUCCUACGAACGAGAACAGUUCCAGGUGUUUGAGGAUUUGUUAACACAGGGCUCAGGGCGAGGUUCAUGGCCCAACGCCAGCGCAGACCUCAGCUGGAUCCUCGCACAGAUACAACAGCUCAACUCCGAGACCAGAGAUGCUGUGAUCAACACGUUAGUGCAGGAUGGGUUUCUGAUCCCGACAACAGAGCAGUUGGAGUCCCUGAACAUUGAUCCGUCAGAGGAGCUGUUGGACCCGUUAACCCCAUGUGUUCCUCCAGAGUUCCUCCGGUUCUGGUUGCCACUGCUGAAGGUUCUGAACUCGAGCUGGUUUAUUAAUCAUCUGCUGGAGAAACUGUUCUCUGAGCUCACUACUGAGCCGACCAAUCACAGGGCUUAUUACACGUCAGCCUGGAUCUCUGAGAUUCUCCACUGCAACUGCAGGAAUGAGUCAAAGGCCUUCAAGAGGAUGAGGAUGAUGAAGGAGCGGUUGUUCAUUAACAGAAUGUCGCUCCGAUGGCAUGAGCUCAUAUCCAUGUGUGUGAACUCACCAUGUGCUGCUACACCUUUCCUGCUGCAACAGAUUUUGAUGGACAUGGAUAAGCCCCUCCCCCUGGAAACACAGUGCAACUUGCUCCGCCUCUGCACAAUCUACACUCAGAGUCACCUUGGCAACUCUUCACCUAGCAACAUAGACCCCUCCCACCCUGUCUACACACUGGAGAGCUUGCAGAAAAGAGUGGGCGGAGCCAACCAAUUGCCUGAUGUAGCAGCAGAAUUGGCCAAAGCUCCGCCCACACAGGAAGUGCAGGAGCAGCUAAGUGUGGAAACGGUUCAGGAAAGAAAUGCAGCGUUACGAGGGUCAGCAUGGAGUGUGUGUACAGAUAAGGUUCCCUGGAAGCAGUACCCUCUGGGGAAGGUUCCAGGUCAAACAGAUGAUCCGUCGUGUCUGAUGGUGGAGACGUUCUGCACCCUGACUGUGUUCGACCAACAGGUGAAAGGUCACAGUCACCAAGGCAACCAAAGUGUCCCUCUUCAGAACAGAACCGGAUCAGACGGAUCUGUGUGGACUCACAAUGACCUCACCAAGCUCAAAGCUGGACUAAAACUCUUCUAAAACACACACACACACACACACACACACACUGAGUGUGUAUUACAGUGUAACACGUCGCAUGCCUGUGAAUUUUUCAUAUUAAAUUUUCUGUUGAAUUAA
Molecule: messenger RNA, 1968 nt
Organism: Tachysurus vachellii
Lineage: Eukaryota; Metazoa; Chordata; Actinopteri; Siluriformes; Bagridae
Gene: las1l
Product: LAS1 like ribosome biogenesis factor
Exons: 13
Coding region: 163-1869 (568 amino acids)
Biological process (GO): maturation of LSU-rRNA; maturation of 5.8S rRNA
Cellular component (GO): Las1 complex; preribosome, large subunit precursor
Molecular function (GO): endonuclease activity
Source: RefSeq, a predicted model, not a curated record